AUGUCGAAAAAAUUUAAAGAAAAUGGAUUUGAAGAAUUAGAUAUCCUUUUUGACAUACAAAAAGAAUAAUUACAAUCAAUGGAAAUACCAUUAGGUCACUAAAUUAGAUUAAUAAAGAAAAUUAGAGAGCUUAAAUAAUCAGUAGAAGUGAAUUAAGUUGUCAUAUAAAAUGAACUUAAAUAUGAUUAAUUAGAAGAACCAUCUAUUGACUUGAGUUUCACUAAAUUUAUGCAAAAAUCAAGCCUUAGAAAUGAAGAUCAAAAUAUUGUUAAAAAAGUAACUUUUCAAUAAAACAACAACUAAGAAGAGGAUUAACAAAUUAAAUUAUUUUUCGCUAAUCCUUUAUCUUGA
Paramecium tetraurelia is the source of this 351-nucleotide messenger RNA. RefSeq lists its product as uncharacterized. The transcript has 2 exons. NCBI's taxonomy places the organism in Eukaryota, Ciliophora, Oligohymenophorea, Peniculida, Parameciidae. The record is from RefSeq and is a predicted model, not a curated record.